Messenger RNA from Paramecium sonneborni, 1958 nucleotides. Lineage: Eukaryota; Ciliophora; Oligohymenophorea; Peniculida; Parameciidae. The record is from the annotation of a GenBank genome assembly.
AUGAAAUGUUCUAAUCGAAAGAACAAUAACAAUUAAGGUACUCUUGAAUAUCUAAUAUUGUAGCUAUCUAUGAAGUAUAAUUUAUUUAUGGGAAAAAACUAUUUAAAAACAAUUAUCAUUAUGCUGUUAAAUGGUCAGGAUGGCCAAUCUCUUAAAUGUCUUGGGAACCAUUAACUAGUUUUACAGAAGAUUCAUGUUAUUUAAUAAGGUAUUAUAUUCAAUUUUUAAAUAGACGCUUUGAAACUAGAAUUUGUUAUUUAUUUUAUAAUAAAAAGAUAUCUCCAUCUUAAAAUGGCAUCAGAAUUCAUGUAAAAAAAAGAUUUUGUUAAGUUUAUAUUCCUUAAAUCAUUAAUAAAAAUAAGUCAAUUAUUGAUCAAAAAUGGAAAUUAUAAAAUAUUUCAAAUUAACUUAUUUAAACUCAAUCUAUUAUAACUUAAAAUAUUAAGGAUGUAUCAUUAGUUGCUUAAGAUUCUAAAUUAGAAUCUAAAGGUAUUAUAGUCUAAUUUAAUCAAUUACCACCUUUUUUAGGAGAACGAUAAAUCAAACAAAAUAUAGUUUCAAUCUAAUCAAUGAAUAAUUUUAAUUAAAUUCUUAAAAAAGAUAGAGAAAUAGAAAAAGAUAUUAAAUAUUUAAUUUCACUAGAAAAAGCUUAAAAAAACAAGAUUAAGGAAUAAUAAUAAUAAGUUAUACAAUAUUGUGAUGUUUAAAAUGAAUAAUAAGAUUAAGGAGGUUAAAAAAUUAAUCAAAAUCAAUCUUUUAACUAAACAUAUAAUAAUAAUAAACUUUCAAAAAAAAACACUAAAUAAUCAAAUUCAAAUGAAAAGAAAAAUGAAAAUACAAGAUAACAAAGGCAAAAAAUUAAAAAAAAAUCAGAACCUUUCAAUAAUAGAAUUACAAAAAAAUUUUUAAGUCGUUCCUUUGAUUAAGAAAAAAAGAGGAAGUAAGAUUAAUCAUAUGGUGAAAUUAUUACUAUUGAAGAUGACUGUGAGUCUUUUUAAGUUGAUAUUUAAAGUUAAGAGGAAGUAGAUCUAAAUGAAAAAAAAGAAGUUUUUCAUAUAAAUGUCAAAAAAUAAAAAUAACUUUAAAAAAGUACUUCCUUAAUUUUAGAAUAAUCUUUAAUAAUUGCUAAAGAUCAAUAACAAAAAAGAGAAAAAGGUAGGGCAGUGAAAACAGCAAAUUUCAAAACAUUUCAAAAUUUAAUUAAUUAAGAAUCCUAAAUAUAAUAAGAAGAAAAUAAGAAUGAUGACGAUAUAAAUGAUAAUUAGAUUAAUAUGAUAUAAUUCGAUGAUUACUUAAAUAAUUCUAAUGAAAAUUCUCAUAAUACUAUGAGUAAUAAUAAUGAAAAUAAUAAUAAUAAUGACAACAAUAAUAUUAAUAAUAAUAAUAAUAACAAUAUUAACAAACAAAAAUUUAUCAUAAAAAGUGAUAAGUCAUAAUAUUUCUAAAGUAAUGUAAUAAAAGAUUAAGUAAAUUAAAAUAAGAUAUAAAAAAAUGUGGAGAAAGAUGAUUUAUAAGAUUAAAUUUAAAAUUAAAAAAAGAAAGAAAAUGAAAAUUUAGUAGAUAUUAUAUUCAAAGAACCAAAGUAAUAAAGCCAAAUAAAAACAAGUCAGUAAAUUUAAUAAGAAAUAUAAAAACUUCAUUUAGAUAGGAUGGCUUAAAAUAAACCAAGUAGAUGCAGUGUACCAAUUAUUCCAAGAAUAAAAGAUGUUUAAAUUUAAGUUUAUAUAAUUGAAAUUGAUUAAUAAGAGAUGAUACAAUAUGAUUCAGAAUUAAAUAAAGUGAUAAUUCCAAAAUUGAUGAUUUCCACAAUUAACUCACAUUAGUUAAUGAAUGAGUAGUUAUUUUUUUAAUGUCUGUAUGAAAAUGGUAAAGAAUAUUAUUUAUAAUAUGAUGAAUUGAAAGCCUAGAACCCUUAAGAACUGUUAGAUUAUAUGAUAUUAAAUUCUAUGUUAAUUUGA